Molecule: messenger RNA, 339 nt
Organism: Bactrocera tryoni
Lineage: Eukaryota; Metazoa; Arthropoda; Insecta; Diptera; Tephritidae
Exons: 2
Coding region: 1-339 (112 amino acids)
Source: RefSeq, a predicted model, not a curated record
AUGCAGGAAAUUCAAUCCUCCGAGUUGGAAGAGCGGGCGAUGGAAACACUGGGGAGGACCGUGGUUGAUGGGCUGCCUGAUGUCCCAACUAUUGGAGUAGAGAACGACAUUAUAAUCAAUCUAGAUCCGCAGAGUCCGACAGUAAGUGAGAUGCCAUCAACGUCACGUUCUCGAAGGCAGACUUCUCAGGAAAUGUUUGCUGACAUGAUGGCUACAAUGAAGAAGAGGAGCGAAGAAGAGGCAAAAUUUAGAGAGACAUCGCAACAAUGCUUCCAAAAUGUUGCGGACUCUUUGAACAAUAUGGCAUGUGCUAUUUUAAAACUAUCGGAAGCUGUUUAA